AUGAACAAUUUCAAGUUAGGUGUGGAUGUGGUUAGUGCUCACAAUCUGUUACCUAAAGAUGGGCAAGGGUCAUCGAGUGCUUUUGCAGAACUUUAUUUUGAUGGCCAGAAGUUUCGCACCACAAUCAAAGAAAAAGAUCUGAACCCAGCUUGGAACGAGAGCUUCUACUUUAACAUAUCUGAUCCUACAAAUCUGCACUAUCUCACUCUUGAUGUCUAUCUCUAUAACCAUAUCAGAGGUUCCAGCUCUAGCUCGUUUCUGGGGAAGGUAAGCCUCUCUGGAACUUCAUUUGUACCUUACCCUGAUGCUGUUGUGAUGCAUUAUCCUCUAGAGAAGCGUGGCAUUUUCUCUCGUGUUCGUGGAGAGAUUGGAUUGAAAGCCUACAUCACGAAUGAUGCAGCCAUAAAGUCCUCAAUUCCAGUUGCUUCAUCAGAGUCCAAUAAUACAACUAACUCAGUUCAUGCAGACGCUCAUGCACCUGCAAAUCCUAUCACAAACACUUUGCCUAGAGAGAAGGUUGGGGCAAGGCACACAUUUCAUCAUCUUCCUAAUCCGAAUCACCACCACCAUCAUGAUCAAUCUUCUGCCUUACCAGCGGACGCUCAUUAUGUAACAAAAUAUGAAGCUGACGCAAUGAAAUCUGAAGCAGUUCCACCUCCAAAGCUGGUUCGUAUGCACUCUGCUGCAUCAGUACAACCAGUGGAUUAUGCUCUGAAAGAGACAAGCCCUUUCCUCGGAGGGGGAAGAGUUGUGGGGGGUCGUGUCAUCAGGAAAGAUAAGGCAGCCAGUACAUAUGAUCUUGUCGAACGGAUGUAUUUUCUCUAUGUGAGGGUAGUGAAGGCUCGUGAUCUUCCUGCUAUGGAUGUUACAGGGAGUCUUGAUCCAUUUGUUGAGGUGAGAAUUGGAAACUAUAAAGGUAUUACCAAACACUUCGACAAGAACCAGUUUCCAGAGUGGAAUCAAGUGUUUGCUUUUUCAAAGGAGAGGAUGCAAGCAUCUGUGCUAGAAGUUGUGAUCAAGGACAAAGAUCUAAUGAAAGAUGAUUUUGUAGGCAUCGUUAGAUUUGACAUCAAUGAAGUUCCUUUAAGAGUUCCACCAGACAGCCCUUUAGCUCCAGAAUGGUGUCGACUUGAGGAUAAGAAGGGAGAGAAGGUUAAGGGGGAACUGAUGCUUGCAGUGUGGAUUGGUACUCAAGCAGAUGAAUCUUUUUCUGAUGCAUGGCAUUCAGAUGCAGCUUUGCCCAUUGACACUACACCUACUGUCUCCACAGUGAUUCGCUCCAAGGUCUACCAUGCACCAAGAUUAUGGUAUGUGCGUGUGAAUGUUGUGGAGGCACAAGACUUGGUUCCUACAGAGAAAAAUCGCUUCCCUGAUGUGUAUGUGAAGGGCCAAAUAGGACACCAAGUGCUGAAAACAAAAACAGUUGCAGCCAGGUCUCUAAACCCACUCUGGAAUGAAGAUCUUUUGUUUGUUGCUGCUGAACCUUUUGAAGAUCAUCUAGUACUUUCAGUGGAAGAUCGUGUUGGACCUGGGAAAGAUGAGAUCAUCGGGAGGGUGACAAUCCCACUGAAUGCCAUAGAGAGACGUGCUGAUGAUAGAAUCAUACAUUCAAGAUGGUUCAAUCUGGAAAAGCCAAUCGCAGUUGAUGUUGAUCAGUUGAAGAAAGAAAAGUUCUCUAGCAGAAUCCACCUUCGUGUCUGUCUAGACGGAGGGUAUCAUGUUCUUGAUGAAUCAACUCAUUACAGUAGCGAUCUCCGUCCCACAGCGAAACAACUAUGGAAGCCACCAAUCGGAGUCUUAGAACUUGGAGUGUUGAACGCUGUAGGACUCCAUCCUAUGAAAACAAGAGAUGGAAGAGGCACUUCUGAUACAUACUGUGUAGCAAAAUAUGGUCACAAAUGGGUCAGAACAAGAACCAUGGUUGAUAAUUUAUGUCCAAAAUACAACGAGCAAUAUACUUGGGAGGUUUUUGACCCAGCAACAGUUCUCACAGUUGGGGUAUUUGACAACAGUCAAAUUGGAGAAAAAGGUUCAAAAGAUCUGAAAAUCGGAAAGGUCAGGAUUCGUAUUUCAACACUUGAAACAGGUCGCAUCUACACUCACUCAUACCCAUUGUUAGCUCUUCAUCCAACAGGGGUUAAGAAAAUGGGUGAAUUGCACUUAGCGAUAAGGUUCACAUGCAUUUCUUUCACAAACAUGCUUUAUCUGUACUCUCGACCAUUGCUUCCAAAAAUGCACUAUGUGAGACCCUUCUCUGUCAUACAACUUGAUAUGCUCCGACACCAAGCCGUUAACAUAGUGGCGGCUCGGCUCGGUCGGGCGGAGCCGCCGCUCAAGAAGGAAGUGGUGGAAUACAUGUCUGACGUGGACUCACACCUAUGGAGCAUGAGGCGAAGCAAGGCGAAUUUCUUCAGACUGAUGACAGUUUUUUCUGGUUCUUUUGCUGUUGGCAAGUGGUUUGGAGAUAUCUGCAUGUGGAAGAACCCUAUCACGACGGUCCUUGUCCAUGUUCUUUUUCUCAUGCUAGUAUGUUUCCCGGAACUCAUCUUACCCACAAUAUUCUUAUACAUGUUUCUGAUAGGAUUAUGGAACUUUCGAUACCGACCAAGGUACCCUCCACACAUGAAUACGAGGAUCUCACAAGCAGAAGCAGUACACCCAGAUGAAUUGGACGAAGAAUUCGACACUUUUCCGACGAGCAGAAGUCCAGACAUAGUGAGAAUGAGGUAUGAUCGAUUGAGGAGUGUGGCUGGGAGGAUUCAAACUGUAGUGGGUGAUUUGGCCACACAAGGAGAAAGGAUUCAAGCUUUGUUGAGCUGGAGGGACCCACGUGCGACCGCUAUUUUUAUCAUCUUGUGCUUGGUUUGUGCGAUGGUGUUUUAUGUUACUCCUUUUCAAGUGGUGGCUGCUUUGACUGGAUUCUACGUCAUGAGGCAUCCAAGGUUUCGUCAUAGGUUGCCUUCUGCACCAAUCAACUUCUUUCGACGAUUGCCUGCUAGAACAGAUAGUAUGUUGUAAAAGUGAUCAAUCAGAAAGACUA
Molecule: messenger RNA, 3040 nt
Organism: Neltuma alba
Lineage: Eukaryota; Viridiplantae; Streptophyta; Magnoliopsida; Fabales; Fabaceae
Product: FT-interacting protein 3
Exons: 1
Coding region: 1-3018 (1005 amino acids)
Source: RefSeq, a predicted model, not a curated record